UUUACAGUACACCAGCAGGGACACACACACACACACACCCUCACCAUGGCUCCUGCACUGAACCGCACACCGGCGUUGUUGUCGUGUAUUUAUUUAGCCUCGCUGCUUUUCUCCGGUGUGUUCUGCGACGCGGAGGCAGAAGAAGAUGAACACGCCAAGCACUCGUACACGGUGGAGAUGUUCAACGAGGCGGUGCCCACCGCUCCACACUUUGUCAUGUUUUACGCCCCCUGGUGCGGCCAUUGCCAGAGAUUACAGCCGGCAUGGAAUGAACUGGGAGACAAAUACAACAGCAUGGAUGAUCCUCAGGUGUACGUGGUGAAGGUAGACUGCGUCCAGGACACCAAGUUCUGCUCCAAUGAACAUGGAAUUAGAGGCUACCCCACGCUUAAGUUGUUCAGGCCAGACCAGGAGGCAGUGAAAUACCAGGGGUCCAGAGAUCUGCAGUCCAUGGAGACGUGGAUGCUGCAGACACUCCAGGAGCAGCCUGGGGAACCAGAGACUGAACUGGAGCCCCCCAAAGCCCCAGAGCCCAAACAGGGCAUGUAUGAGCUCACCGCUCUGAACUUCAAGGCCCAUAUAGCCAAAGGUGCUCAUUUCGUUAAGUUCUUUGCUCCUUGGUGCGGCCACUGCAAAGCCAUGGUACCAACCUGGGAACAGCUGGCCAACACCUUAGAGCACACCGAUGAUGUCAAGAUCGGGAAGGUGGACUGUACACAGCACUAUGAGGUGUGUUCUGAAAACGGCGUGCGGGGGUAUCCCACACUGCUCUUCUUCAACAAUGGCCAGAAGACGGAACAGUACAAAGGAAAAAGAGACUUGGACUCUUUCAAAGACUUUGUGGACAAUCAGCUGAAGGCCGCCACUGCUGAGGAGCCAGAGCAGGAACCAAGCGAUGAACAAAUAGCAAACGAGAUCCCCACCGAUGAGCCGGCUAAAGAGGAGACCAGCGUGUUGGACCUGACAGAGACUAACUUUGAUGAGUCAGUGGCAAAGGGCUUCACCUUUAUCAAGUUUUAUGCUCCAUGGUGCGGCCACUGUAAGAAUCUUGCUCCAACAUGGGAGGAUCUUUCCAAGAAGGAGUUUCCUGGCCUCACUGAUGUCAAGAUAGCCAAAGUGGACUGCACUGUUGAGCGCACGCUCUGCAACAAGUAUUCUGUACGCGGUUACCCCACGCUGAUCAUCUUCAGGGCAGGGAACCAGGGCGACGAGCACCACGGAGGACGGGACCUGGAGAGCCUGCACGGCUUCGUCAUGAGGCAGGCGAGAGACGAGUUGUAGAAAAACUGUGAAGUCCGCGCCCACACUGCAUAUCUGACCAGUAGGACACCACUCUCUCUCUCGCUCGCUCUCAUACAGAAGCGAACUCUCCCUUUAGCUCUCUCCACUCGGGUUUGGUGGUCUGCUCUUUCUACAGUGUUCAAGGAGAGAAUGAUUCAGUUUGGGAUCUGAUGUAUUUGUCAUUGCUGUUAUUCAACCUCAAGUCUCCUAAUGGGGAGAAUAUGGUUUCAGUUGGGCCUGCACAUGAAGUAAUACUGUGUCUGACAUUCACUUUGCAAGCACUGCUCAAUUGAUCAGAACCAGAAUUCCUCAGACAGGUAAUGUUUAUUAAAUGGGUAACACUGAAAAUGUUCCUGGUUAAAAAUCAAUUGUUUCUGACUUAAACUUCUGUUGCCAUUUCACUUUUUUUUUAAAUACAUGAAUUUUUUUAUACAUGGGAUCUGUUGUUAAAUCAUGAGCCAUUAAUGUUACGGUACUAGUUAAAAGCUUACGUCACCCGAAUGUGAUGUUUUUUUUGAGUUAAGUUGCAGGAACCUCAUAUCCACUCCACUAAUGGCUCGUCUGACUUAACUCUCAGGGAAACCCAGGCUAGAGGGCGUUUGUAACGGAGGCUUUGUUGUUGUUAAGGGAGUCGGACAUGCCACAGGGACGGCACUUCAUUUUUUACUCUUUGUGAUCAAGACAAAAUAAAGAUCUGAUUAAUUUCUCUUGCUUGUUGGAAAGUACAGAAAAUUAGCAAAGAUCCAAGUCAUGCACCCGACUUCGUUUCCGACUCCUCCAGCCCUCUGCUCCUCCUAGCAUUCAGCCUCUCAGGCCUGGACCAUGUCGCUCCAUAUCUCUGUAACUGAACAUCUGUAGACUCACUGCUUCUUCUGGUCAUUCAGAAACACCCAUCAGACACAGUCAAAUGUUUCCUUAGAUCCCUCAUGUCAAAAUAUCACCAAAUGUAUGCUUUUACAAGCUUUCCUCUGCGGUCAGACAUUUUUAUAAAGCAAUGUUAUUACUGAAAGAACGUAAGCUCAAAUCAAGCAUCACAUCACUUCUCUUAGGAUUAUUUAGUUAUUGUGUUUGAACCAGCUGCGUCUACCAUCUUUUUCAUUUGUCCCUAAUAGGGGCAGCCUGUUGCGUUCGUUUUCUGGUAUGCUUGGAACUUUCUGUGUGUACCUCACCGUAUCUUGGAGAUCCUGAAUUGGACGUAGGUGACUAUGACUGCUACAUGGGUAAUGGGUCUGAUCUUGGCUGCUAAGCCACCAUAAUCAACCAAAAUAAACCAUUAUUCGACUGGUUUUAACUUCCUAUUCUCACUAUAAGCAUUGGUUAGGUGUAUUGUUAGUCUCCUGCAUACUGGGGCAUAACAUGACCCCUCAAACCCAACCUGACUGAGGGAUUUAACUGUCAAAGGCCAAGGUUUGAGUAGGAUUCACAGUUUGAGGGUUUUCAUUUCCUUUUCCUGCGUUUAAUCAUGUAGCGAUGUAACAAACUGCAUCCAUCCACAAGGCCGUGCCAAUACAUUGCAAAGGCACAAUGCAGGGUGCCAUUUAUUGUCCAAACCAGGUACACAAACAGUGAGACACAACAGUUCUUUGUCAGUAAAAGUUUUUAUGGAUAGCACAUGGUCUUAAAAAAGAUAACUCCAGUGAGAAGUUUUUUUCCUUGUGAGUCAUGGGUUGUGCUCUUCCCAUGGAUUUUGUACAAAAAAGAGUAAAUAAUGGCAAGUUGUAACAUGAGAUUUCAUAAUAAAUUUUUUCAAAAAUAA
Molecule: messenger RNA, 3037 nt
Organism: Platichthys flesus (European flounder)
Lineage: Eukaryota; Metazoa; Chordata; Actinopteri; Pleuronectiformes; Pleuronectidae
Gene: txndc5
Product: thioredoxin domain containing 5
Exons: 10
Coding region: 46-1281 (411 amino acids)
Biological process (GO): protein folding
Cellular component (GO): endoplasmic reticulum
Molecular function (GO): protein disulfide isomerase activity
Source: RefSeq, a predicted model, not a curated record